GGAACUGUAUAUUUCAAGUGUUUAUCUCUGUUUUUGACAGACUCAGACUAUACUCCAAUGACUGUUAAUGAUGUGAAGCUCAUCACUGCCGGGAAAAUACUUGACAACAAUAGGACACUCGCAGAGUCCAGCCUUCCCGUUGGAAUGAUCACCACAAUACAUCUUCUUCUUCCCCCUCCUACUCUACACAAAAGGAGCGGGGUCGAGAUCAUGUACUAA
This is a messenger RNA of Eruca vesicaria subsp. sativa (arugula), 219 nucleotides long. Lineage: Eukaryota; Viridiplantae; Streptophyta; Magnoliopsida; Brassicales; Brassicaceae. The record is from the annotation of a GenBank genome assembly.